Thlaspi arvense is the source of this 2673-nucleotide messenger RNA. NCBI's taxonomy places the organism in Eukaryota, Viridiplantae, Streptophyta, Magnoliopsida, Brassicales, Brassicaceae. The record is from the annotation of a GenBank genome assembly.
AUGCCUCCCUGUACUCGUAUUGGCCAUAAGGUGUUCGACGAAAUGCCCAAGAGAGAGGAUAGGACGACGGAUGAGACGAGCUUUAUGUUCUUACGAGAUCUACUUAGAUCCUCCACGAUGAGAACAGGGGCAGAGACUCCAAGGAGUAUCCAUUGUUACGCUCUGAAGAGUGGGUUUCUUCAAGAUUUGCCUGCGUCUUCAAUGCUUCUGACGCUUUACGGUAAAUCCGGGGACUUGGUGUCUUCGUUGAGUCUGUUUGGUGAAAUGAAAUUGAAAGAUGUGAUUUUUUGGAACAGUAUGAUCACUGCUCUGAAUCAAAAUGGUCGUUCCCUGGCUGCUCUUGGAGUUUUCGUUGAGAUGAUUCAGAAUGGAACCGAAUUUGAUUCGACAACACUUUUACUUGCAUUGUCGGCGUCGUCCAGUUUAAACCAUUCGAAGAUGUGUCCACUGGUUCAUUGUUUGGCGAUAAAGGCUGGCUUGGUAUCUGAUUCUAACUUGUGCAAUGCAUUGAUGAAUCUUUAUGCAAAAGGCGAGGAUUUGAGCUCCGCGGAGUGUGUAUUCACACAUAUGGAACACCGAGACAUUGUUUCUUGGAACACAAUCGUGACUAAAUGUCUUGCAAAUGGUCAUCCCAGUAAAUCGCUGAAUUAUUUCAAGUCGAUGAUGACUGGUUCAGGACAAGAAGCUGAUAAUGUGACUUUUUCAUGCGUUAUCUCGGCUUGUGCUUCUCUUGAAGAGAUUCGAUUUGGUGAAUCUCUCCACGGGUUGGUUAUAAAAUCAGGUUAUAUCCCAGAAGCUUAUGUCUCCGUCGCUAAUUCGAUCAUUUCGAUGUACUCGAGAUGCGGGGACACCGAGUCUGCUGAAACUGUGUUUGAAGAGUUAUUAUGCAAGGAUGUGAUUUCUUGGAAUGCAAUUCUUAAAGGGUUUGCUUCAAAUGGGAUGUUUCAAGAAGCGUUUAGUAUUUUGAAGGAAAUGCAAUUGGUUGAUAGGAUUCAGCCUGAUAUCGCCACCGUGGUUACAAUAACUUCCAUGUGCGAUGAUAUAUGUUUGUCACGAGAGGGAAGAGCAGUUCAUGGCUACACGAUUCGCAGGGAGAUGCAAUCCAGAGCAUUAGAGGUAGUAAAUAGCCUUAUUAUUAUGUAUGGUAAGUGUGGGUUAACAAGUCAGGCUGAGUUGUUGUUCAAGAUAACAACUGAUCGAGACUUGGUUACGUGGAACUCGAUGAUAUCUGCUUUCGCACAAAACGGGUUUACACAAGAAGCUAAGAACCUGUUCAAGGAAGUUGUCAGUGAGUAUUCUUGUUCAGAGUUUAGCUUGUCGACUGUGUUGGCAAUUCUUCCGUCUUGUGGUUCCUCUGAUUCUCUCAUCUUUGGCAAGUCAGUCCAUUGUUGGCAGCUAAAGCUAGGAUUUGGGGAUAAUAUCCUUUCGUCUAAUUCAGUUAUAAACAUGUACAUUAGUUGCAGGGAUCUAACUUCAGCAUUCUUGCUGUUAGAGACGAUAUCUGAAACAAGGGAUCUCGCUUCUUGGAACUCUGUUAUCUAUGGCUGUGCAUCGAAUGGUCACCAUUCAGAAUCACUGAGAGCGUUUCAAGCAAUGAGUCGUGAAGGGGUAGUUAGCCAUGACAUGAUCACUCUUCUGGGUACUAUCUCGGCAUGUGGAAACCUCGGACUGGUCUCACAAGGAAGAUGCCUUCAUGGACUAGCUAUUAAGACUUUGAGAGACUCUGACACUCAAUUGCAGAACACGUUGGUCACUAUGUAUGGUAGAUGUAAAGAUUUAGAUGGUGCAGUGAAGGUCUUUGGCUUGAUCUCUGAACCCAACUUAUGUUCCUGGAACUGUGUGAUAUCAACUUUGUCGCAGAACAAAGCUGGACCAGAAGCGAUUCAGCUCUUUAGAAAACUCGAGUUAGAGCCGAACGAGAUCACAUUCGUUGGCAUUCUCUCUGCUUCAACUCAACUCGGGUCUACAGGCUAUGGUAUGCAGGCACACUGUCAUCUCAUCCGCCGUGGAUUUCAGGCUAACCCUUUCAUCAGUGCUGCACUCGUGGACAUGUACAGCAGCUGCGGGAGGCUAGAAACCGGCAUGAAGGUGUUUAGAAACUCAGGAGUGAAAUCAAUUGCUGCUUGGAACUCAAUUAUUUCUGCAUAUGGGUUCCAUGGAAUGGGAGAUAAGGCAAUGGAACUAUUCAAGGAAAUGAGUAGUAGUAACUCAAGGAUGGAACCAAACAAGAGCACUUUCAUAAGCCUAUUGUCAGCUUGCAGCCACUCUGGGUUUAUAGAUGAAGGUCUGAGAUAUUACAACCAAAUGGAGGAUAAAUUCGGGGUGAAACCAGUUACUGAACAUCGGGUUUGCGUUGUUGACAUGCUAGGCCGGGCAGGGAAGAUGAGAGAAGCUUAUGAGUUCAUCAAAGGGAUCGGAGAGCCACAGAAAGCAGGUGUGUGGGGAGCUUUGUUGAGUGCUUGUAACUAUCAUGGAGACACAAAGUUGGGGAAAGAAGUUGCAGAAAUUUUGUUUGAAAUGGAACCAGACAAUGCAUCUUACUAUAUCUCAUUGUCAAAUACAUAUGUUGGAUUGGGAGGUUGGAAAGAAGCUGUACGUCUACGGAAAAUGGUAGAGGAUAAAGCCUUGAAGAAGCUUCCUGGUUACAGUGUUAUUGACGUUGGUGUUAGGUAG